Messenger RNA from Nelumbo nucifera (sacred lotus), 3218 nucleotides. RefSeq names its product alpha-amylase 3, chloroplastic-like. NCBI's taxonomy places the organism in Eukaryota, Viridiplantae, Streptophyta, Magnoliopsida, Proteales, Nelumbonaceae. Gene Ontology annotation, biological process: carbohydrate metabolic process. Gene Ontology annotation, molecular function: calcium ion binding; alpha-amylase activity. The record is from RefSeq and is a predicted model, not a curated record.
GCAAAAAGUUCAAAAGUUCCAAGCUUUCUGCCUCUCUCUCUCUCUCUCUGCUUGCGCUGGAUCGAGAAUGUCGACGGUUACACUAGAGCCUCUGCUUCACCAGUGUUGCAGACAAAGGGUGAUAUUUCGCCUAGAAUCGAAGAAACUAAGACCAUCUCGUGUGAAUUACUCUCCGAAACUGUGCUACCACCGCAGGUGCUUCUGCAACUCCAAACCUUAUAGGUUUCGGACGGUUAGGAGUAGUUCUACUGAUGCAGCUCUGGUGGAGGCUUCCGAAGCUGCGGACGUCUCUUUUAGGGAGACUUUUCAGUUGAAACGUACUGAAAGGGUGGAAGGUAAGAUCUCGGUGAGGUUGGAUCCAGGAAAGGAUGAAGAGAAUUGGCAGCUUACAGUAGGAUGCGAUCUUCCAGGGAAGUGGCUCUUGCAUUGGGGUGUAAACUAUAUCGAUGACGUUGGCAGCGAGUGGGAUCAACCUCCACCUGAAAUGAUACCUCCUGGCUCCAUUCCCAUUAAGGAUUAUGCAAUAGAGACACCCUUGAAGAAGUCGUCAUCAACUUCUGAAGGCGAAACAUUCCAUGAAGCGAAAAUCAAAUUUAACUGUAACAGUUCAAUUGUAGCCAUAAAUUUUGUUCUGAAGGAUGAGGAAUCUGGAGCUUGGUGUCAGCACAGAGGAAGAGAUUACAAAGUGCCCCUUAUAAGCUACCUUCACGAAGAUGCCAACAUAAUAGGUGCCAAAAAGAGCUUCGGUAUAUGGCCAGGAGCUCUGGGGCAAAUACCUAGCAUUCUUCUGAAACCAGAGAAACCUACACAUGAGGAAGAUACUGGUGAAACAGAUGAUAAGAAGCAAAAUAAGUGCCUUGAAGGAUUCUAUGAGGAACAUCCUAUUUUUAAAGAAGUUCCUGUUCAAAACUACAUGACUGUUUCUGUUAGAAAAUGCCCAGAUAAAGAUAAGAAUCUUAUUCAUUUAGACACUGAUCUGCCUGGAGAUGUUAUUGUCCACUGGGGUGUGUGCAGAGAUGAUGAUAAAAAGUGGGAAAUUCCAGCAGCUCCACAUCCACCACAAACCCAAGUUUUCAAGAAAAAGGCUUUGCGAACUUUGUUACAGCCAAAAGAGGAUGGGCAUGGAUGUUGGGGACUAUUCUCUUUAGAUAGGGAAUUUAAAGCAUUGCUUUUUGUGCUGAAACUAAAUGAGAACACUUGGCUGAAUUAUAUGGGGUGUGACUUCUAUGUUCCACUUUCAAAAGCCAAUAGCUCUCCUGUGCAAAGCAGUCAAAGUCAAACUGAAGGUCAGGGGAAGCAAGACAUCUUAUAUCUUCCCAAAAGUGAAGUUUCUGAAGUAGUUAUUAAUGAAAGAGAUGAAUCAAGUUCUUCAGGAAUAUCUGGAAAAAUGGCAGAUGCUGAUAAGGUUGUUGCUCAGGGUGGUUAUACUGAUGGUAUCAUCAAUGAAAUAAGAAAUCUGGUAAGUGAUAUCUCAUCUGAAAAGAGUCAUAAAACAAAAAACAAGGAAGUACAAGAAAUCAUACUUGAGGAAAUUGAGAAGUUAGCUGCCGAAGCCUAUAGUAUCUUCAGAAGCUCUACUCCAACAUUUCUGGAGGAGGCUAUUUCAGAUGCUGAGACCUUGAAACCACCUCUGAAGAUAUGCUCAGGAACGGGCUCAGGAUAUGAAAUACUCUGCCAAGGAUUUAACUGGGAAUCUCAUAAAUCUGGUAGAUGGUACAUGGAGUUAACUGAGAGAGCCAGUGAAUUAUCUUCACUUGGUUUCACUAUUCUAUGGUUACCACCGCCUACAGAAUCCGUUUCACCUGAGGGUUACAUGCCAAAAGAUUUAUACAACCUCAAUUCCAGAUAUGGAAGUACGGAGGAACUAAAGUUAGUCGUGAAGUGUUUCCAUCAAGUUGGCAUCAAAGUUCUUGGUGACGUUGUCUUAAAUCACCGUUGUGCUCACUAUCAGAAUAAAAGCGGUGUUUGGAAUAUUUUUGGUGGUAAGUUGAAUUGGGAUGAUCGUGCCGUUGUUGGAGAUGAUCCACAUUUCCAGGGCAGGGGAAACAAGAGUAGUGGGGAUAACUUCCAUGCUGCUCCAAACAUUGAUCAUUCACAAGAAUUUGUGAGAAAUGAUUUGAAGGAGUGGCUCUGCUGGCUGAGGGAAGAAAUUGGGUAUGAUGGAUGGAGACUUGAUUUUGUACGUGGGUUCUGGGGUGGUUAUGUCAAGGAUUACUUGGAAGCAACUCAACCCUACUUUGCAGUAGGUGAAUAUUGGGAUUCUCUCAGUUAUACAUAUGGUCAAAUGGAUCACAAUCAAGAUGCACACAGGCAGAGGAUUAUUGACUGGAUUAAUGCCACUAAUGGAACUGCUGGGGCAUUUGAUGUCACUACAAAAGGAAUCCUUCAUUCUGCUCUUGAAAGAUGCGAGUAUUGGAGGUUGUCAGAUCAAAAGGGAAAACCGCCUGGGGUUAUUGGGUGGUGGCCAUCACGUGCUGUUACCUUUAUAGAGAAUCAUGAUACAGGUUCUACUCAGGGUCAUUGGAGAUUCCCAAGUGGAAAGGAGAUGCAAGGGUACGCCUACAUCCUGACUCACCCAGGAACACCAGCAGUCUUCUAUGACCACAUUUUCUCUCACUAUCAGUCAGAAAUUUCAGCGCUAAUCUCACUAAGACACCGUACUAAGAUUACCUGCAGGAGUGCUGUUCAAAUAACCAAAGCAGAGCGAGAAGUAUAUGCAGCCGUUAUUGAUGAAAAGGUAGCUAUGAAGAUUGGACCUGGCUAUUACGAGCCUCCCGGUGCUUCCGGGAGAUGGGUUUUGGCUGUUGAAGGGAGAGAUUACAAGGUUUGGGAAGCAUCGUGAAUUCGUGAUAACACUAUGGCAUUUUCUGUAUUCCAUGCAGUAUGUUUUGAUCCAUGGAAUGCUUCCACUUUGAAUAUCAUUAAUAUUAUCCACAAAACGAGCUGAAGCUACAUCAGAGGAGGAUGCCUAAUGGUGAUAUGGGUGUGUGGCCUGUGUCAACCUCAAUAUCCCACAACUACUACUGAGUUAAUAAGGGGAUUAAAGUAAAUCAGCUUUAUGUAAAGGACCAAUUUGGUUCCUAAAAAUACCUAUAAAGUGUAAAAUAAGGUGGAAGUUGCAAGGAUUCAGAGCUGUAAAAUGAGAAUAUUGAUCGCAUUAUCUUUACAGUGUAAAAUUUGUGGAAGCAUUCUUCAAGAAUAAAGCAUUAUUAGUGCCA